AUGUCGUCGAAUUUAACUAAGACAGACUUUGCACCUUUAGAUAUUUCUGGUAACAACUAUAUUUCAUGGGUUCUGGAAGCGGAGUUACAUCUUCAGGCCAAGAAUCUUGUCCACACGAUUAAAGCGGGAAAUGCUGCAUCCCAGCAGGAUAGAGCAUUGGCUUUAAUUUUUCUUCGUCAUCAUAUCCAAGACGGGUUGAUAUCAGAAUAUCUAACUGUUAAGGACCCUGAGGUUAUGUGGAGUUGCUUGAAAGAUAGGUAUGACCACCUGAAGAUGGUUAUUCUGCUUAAGGUCAAAAAUGACUGGUUGAAUUUACGUUUGCAAGAUUUUAAAUCUGUUUCCGAGUAUAACUCUGCAUUGUUUAGAAUCACUUCACAACUAAAAUUUUGUGGUGAAAAUAUAACCGAUGAACAAUUACUUGAGAAAACUUUUACCACUUUCCACACCUCGAGUGUUGUCUUGCAGCAACAAUAUCAAGAGCGUCGUUUUAAGAAAUACUCAGAGUUGAUUUCAUGUCUGCUUGUUGCAGAACAAAAUAAUGAAUUAUUAUUAAGAAAUCAUGAAUCUCGUCCCGUGGGCUCUGUUUAUGUGCCUGAAGCACAUGCGACAACGAAUUCUACAAAUGGUAAUGGACGGGGUAAUAAUAAGGGUAAAGGGAAACGUGGUCGUGGUAAUAAAAAUAACCAAGACAAGAAUUCACGGUUCAAGCCAAACCACCAGGAGUGGAAAGAUGGCACCUCAAAGAAAGAGCAGAAGCCAGAUAAAGGAAAAGAUUCGUCUGACAAGCCUAUAAAGAACAAGAAAGAUGUUUGUUACCAUUGUGGUAUGACUGGUUAUUGGUCACGUACCUGUCGUACUGCCAAGCAUCUUGUUAAUCUAUAUCAAGCAUACAUGAAGCGACCCGCAGUUGAUAUUGAGACAAAUCUUAUAGAGACUAAUGAGGCUUUUACUAGUUCUCCCCACUUAGAUUUUGAUUUUCUUACAAAGUCAGAAGAAGGAAAGUGGGAUAUAUCUGAUUUUCUUAAUAAGUCAGAUGAUCAAGAACUUAACUAG
Papaver somniferum (opium poppy) is the source of this 1053-nucleotide messenger RNA. RefSeq lists its product as uncharacterized. The record is from RefSeq and is a predicted model, not a curated record. Gene Ontology annotation, molecular function: nucleic acid binding; zinc ion binding. Lineage: Eukaryota; Viridiplantae; Streptophyta; Magnoliopsida; Ranunculales; Papaveraceae. The coding region runs from base 1 to 1053 and encodes 350 amino acids. The transcript has a single exon.